This is a messenger RNA of Pristis pectinata (smalltooth sawfish), 900 nucleotides long. Its product is annotated as homeobox protein HMX3-A-like. Gene Ontology annotation, biological process: regulation of transcription by RNA polymerase II. The transcript is spliced from 2 exons. The record is from RefSeq and is a predicted model, not a curated record. Gene Ontology annotation, cellular component: nucleus. Lineage: Eukaryota; Metazoa; Chordata; Chondrichthyes; Rhinopristiformes; Pristidae. Gene Ontology annotation, molecular function: DNA-binding transcription factor activity, RNA polymerase II-specific; RNA polymerase II transcription regulatory region sequence-specific DNA binding. Bases 1 to 900 code for a protein of 299 amino acids.
AUGCCCGAGACAGCAGCUCAGGAGAAUCCCACUCCGCCCAAAGAAUCCUCCUUCUCCAUCAAAAACCUGCUGAACUGUGAUCGAAAGCCUUCGAAGCCCAAGACUUUGCUUUCGGCGGUGAAGGGGGUGGUUGAAGGUGCUGCUUUUUCCUUACCUCACUGCAGGGAGCCCGGAUUCCCAAGGUUUGAAAUCCCGACGCAGAGGUUUGCGCUCCCGGCGCACUAUCUGGAGAGGUCGCCCGCCUGGUGGUAUCCCUGCACGCUGUCACCGGGCGUCCACCUCCCUAGGACAGAAGCUCCCGAGAAGGGCAGCGCUUGUGCAAGAGACUCCUCUCCAGAUAGAGACUCUCCAGAGCCGGCGCUCAAAAUCGAGACAGAUCACAAGGAAAAGGAAGAUUCCAAAAGUCUGGAAGAGAUCGUGCUGGAGGAAUCUAGCGACGCAGAGGAACAAAAGAAGGACGGCAAUAACAACGAGGACUGGAAAAAAAGGGCAGAAAGUCCGGAAAGGAAGCCGUGCAGGAAGAAGAAAACUCGCACGGUUUUCUCCAGGAGUCAGGUUUUCCAGCUGGAGUCGACCUUCGACAUGAAGCGCUACCUGAGCAGCUCGGAGAGAGCGGGGCUUGCCGCCUCUCUCCAUCUGACUGAGACGCAGGUUAAAAUCUGGUUCCAGAACCGCCGGAAUAAGUGGAAAAGGCAGCUGGCUGCCGAGCUCGAAGCGGCCAACCUGAGCCACGCGGCUCAAAGGAUAGUCCGGGUGCCCAUCUUAUACCAUGAGAACUCGGCUUCGGAGUCUGGGAGCCCGGGUAAUGCACCAGUCACCCAGCCUUUACUAACAUUCCCACAUCCAGCCUAUUACUCACAUCCUGUAGUCACAUCCGUACCCCUCCUGCGGCCAGUCUGA